This is a messenger RNA of Pantherophis guttatus, 3275 nucleotides long. RefSeq names its product caudal type homeobox 1 (gene CDX1). The record is from RefSeq and is a predicted model, not a curated record. Gene Ontology annotation, cellular component: nucleus. Lineage: Eukaryota; Metazoa; Chordata; Lepidosauria; Squamata; Colubridae. Gene Ontology annotation, biological process: regulation of transcription by RNA polymerase II; animal organ morphogenesis; embryo development. Gene Ontology annotation, molecular function: DNA-binding transcription factor activity, RNA polymerase II-specific; RNA polymerase II transcription regulatory region sequence-specific DNA binding.
AUGUAUGUGGGUUAUCUGUUGGAUAAGGACACCAACAUGUACCCUAACCCGGUCAGGCACCCGGGCCUGAACCUCAGCCCCCCAAAUUAUGUGCCCGUGCCCCCUCAAUACUCGGAUUUUGCCAGCUACCACCACAUGCCCGGAAUUAACAGCGAUCCUCAUCAGGGGCAGCCCGCGGGUACCUGGGGUCCUCCGUACCCUCCUACUAAAGAGGACUGGCACUCCUACGGCGCAGGAGCCCCUUCUGUCGCCAGCCCGGGGCAACUAGGAUACAGCCCCUCGGAUUUCAAUCCAAUUCCGCCACCCGGCUCUGGACUGCUGCCUCCGCCCAUGAGCGCCCCAGUCCCCCAGCUCUCCCCAAACGCGCAAAGGCGCACGCCUUAUGAGUGGAUGAGGCGCCACGUUCCCACUAGCAGCAACAGUGGCAAGACCAGAACAAAAGACAAGUACCGUGUUGUAUAUACAGACCACCAGCGGCUGGAACUGGAGAAGGAAUUCCACUACAGUCGCUACAUCACCAUCCGUCGGAAAGCAGAGCUGGCAGCAGCCCUUGGACUCACUGAGCGGCAGGUGAAAAUCUGGUUCCAGAAUCGGCGAGCAAAGGAGAGGAAAGUGAACAAGAAGAAGAUGCAGCAGCAAACGCAGCCGGCCAGUACAACCACACCUACCCCACCAGCGGUUGGCACUCCUGGCCCUAUAGGCGGCAUCUGCAGCAGCACCACCAAUCUAGUUUCCACCUCACCAAUGACUAUCAAGGAAGAAUUUAUGCCUUGAACUCAGCCUUUCCAUUACAUCUCCAGACUAACGUACCCAGAAUGAUAUGGAUUUCCCUGAGAGUCAAACUUACUUGUCGGACUCUCAACACUGGAACCCAGUAGCUUUUUCUAUACGCUACUCUACUGGACAAAUAUAAUCAACUCAUUCCUAGGAGUUAAAACCAAAUAGGCCUCUGUUGCUAUUAGAGAAAGACUUGCUGUUGUCUCAGACGGGGGAGGAAGCAUGGGUGUUUGGGAAGAAAGAAACAAGGAAGCAGAAUACUUAAAAAUAUAUAUCUGAAUCUUCAUCUGAUCCGGAUCAGAAUUAUAGAGUCAAGUGAUUCACAAGUUUAAUUAAUUAUUAAAUUAUAUUUUGUCAGCCUCUGGUCAUUACUCAGGCCUUGUUAUGUGGGUCAAAAAGGCAGGAGCCAAGUGACUUAUUUCAACCCAAAUUAUAGGUCAGGUCAGAUGAUAGAAACUGAGCCCCGGUUUUACAUACUAUACGGUAUGUAUAGCAUUAGGAACUAAAGUCAUAUUAAAGGCUAAGGAGGCAAGAGAUACAGGUAGAAAAGAACAUGACAAUCAAGAUGGUGAAAAACUAGCCAAAGUCCUCAAGAGGGGGAAGGAAGCCAGUUAUUGGUUUCCACAAAACGGGGUCUCUUGGAAUGCCAAAAGUCCCACAUUGUUUUCUUGAAAAAUUUACCCAUGCAUAUAUUCCACAUCAAAGACAUCUGUCGGUUGAGACCCUUAGCUUAUAGACUCAUGUUUUUCCUAGUUCCUCCUACCAUGUUCCUGCACAAGGUUUUGGGGUUGAUGAUAAGACCUUGGAUUGCCAUCCUACUUAGCAAGAGAUUUAUCUGAGGGGCCCUUGAUGCUUUCUGAGCUUGCUUGUUUCCAUGCAGACACUUCAUUACCCAAACUAGGUAACAUCAUCAGUGCUAGUAUGAUUUAUCUGUUACUACCUCAGCAGGAGGAUUUAUAUUCCUGUGCUGGUGAAGAUUCUGGCAUCUGCAGCCCUAUAUCAUCAAGGGUAGUCUUGAAGAAAGGCUGCCCUAAAGCUUCCUGGCUGUAAAACAUAGGAACUCAGUGUGCUUCAUCAUCAUGGUCAGCAAUUUUAAUGGUAUGUGGGAAAGACAGUGGGUGACGAGUGAAAAAGAUUCUGCCUGGAGAAUGGUCAGAUAAGAGACAGCAUAGCCUGUAGCUGCUUAGUGGGUGGAGCAAGAUGCUCAGAAGGGACCCACCUCAGUUUUUCAGGCUGUAAAGGAGACCAUGGGAGAAUUUUACUUUCAGACUUGCAAGACUCUGUUCUAUAGCUUUACAAUAAAGUAGAGUUAGUUUAUCUGGUUGUGUUUCCUGUCUGGUCUACCUGGUAAAAAUGACUGCAGUGCACUUCAUAUGUGUAAAUCCAAUCAUUGUGGGGGUUUGUAAAUAUACUAUACAGCAUAAUAUUAUGUGCCAACUAGGCCACUAUGUUUAUUUAAGAAGCAUGAUUAAAACAAUACCUUCCCACAAUGUGGGAACUCAAUCAUGAUUUCCCUAUAUGAAGAAAGGAGCAGAAUGAAUCAAUAAGACCAGGACUCCACUUUUCACUGACUUGCUCUGCUAUCAGUACUCUAAUCAAAUUUGCAGACAAUUUCACCAGUUCUUUAAAAUGAAUGUGAGCAUCUUUUUUGUGUGAUUAUAGCUGACAUUUUGAUAACCUCAAAAUGGAAUUCUCAAAAAAAAAAAUCAAUUUAUUCCCCCCUCACACUUUUGGUUGAGUGCCACUAAUAGCAACCAUUACAUGCAGCAGAGAUGUAGAAAAUGUACAUUAGCUGGAUUCACCCAUUGCAUUAAUGCCUGGUUUGUUGAACAAGCACCAGUGGCAGACCACAAUGACUUGAGUUUACACAAUCAGCAGUGGUGGCAAGCUACAGUGGCAGAGUUUACCUGUUCACAAACUAAAUUAUUAAAUAAGCAAACCACAUUAUGACUUAACAUGGUGUGUGAACCCAGCCAAUGAAAUUAAACUAGUAGUGAUUAAGAAAGUCAUUAAGUAAGUCUGCUUCCUCCAUGAUCAUGUGACCAUGGGGAUGUUGUGAUGGUAAUAACUUCAAGGCCAGUCCUACAGUAAGUCACUUUUCCCAAGUCCAUUGUAACUUCAAACCCUUGUUAAAUGAAAGUCGUAAUUUUUUUUUUAUUUGAUUUAUAUGCCGCCCUUCUCUGGAGACUCAGGGCAGCUUACAAUGCGUUAAGCAAUAGCCUUCAUACUUUUGUAUAUUUUAUACAAAGUCAGUUUAUUGCCCCCACAAUCUGGGUCCUCAUUUUACCUACCUUAGAAAGGAUGGAAGGCUGAGUCAACCUUGAACCUGGUGAGAUUUGAACUUGCAGUAAUUGCAGGCAGCUGAUGUUAACAGUGCUUUAGUCUGCUGCACUACCAGGUCUCCUAUAAAUUGAGGAUUAUCUGUAGCUGAUUGGAUGACUUUCUUUCACCCUCUUGAUAUAUAUUUGGCUUUGAACUAAUUGCUUUCUUCUUGUAGA